This is a messenger RNA of Suillus discolor, 2462 nucleotides long. RefSeq names its product Pkinase-domain-containing protein. Gene Ontology annotation, molecular function: protein serine/threonine kinase activity; ATP binding. Bases 75 to 2462 code for a protein of 795 amino acids. The record is from RefSeq and is a predicted model, not a curated record. Gene Ontology annotation, biological process: protein phosphorylation; intracellular signal transduction. The transcript has 2 exons. Gene Ontology annotation, cellular component: cytoplasm. Lineage: Eukaryota; Fungi; Basidiomycota; Agaricomycetes; Boletales; Suillaceae.
GAGCGUGUUAUUUGUUUCUAUUUGGCUACUCUUUGCCCGAAAAUCUGUCAGCCCAGUCUUUCUUACUAACCACUAUGGACAACGAAGACUAUCCAAGGCUUCCGCGGCGGAAUCGUAGCGGGGACGAUCCAAAGAUGAUUGGACUAUGGAAGAUCGGAAGGACUAUUGGCAAGGGAAGCUCAGGCCGCGUAAGGAUCGCACGACAUUCAAAAACAGGACAAUAUGCCGCAGUAAAGAUUGUGUCUAAAAACAUCCUCGUGAACUCUAUCACCAAACUUGUCGACUCCGCGGAGCAUAUGCUUCUCAGCAUUGAACGUGAAAUCGUGAUCAUGAAGCUCAUCGACCAUCCAAACAUAAUGCGCCUCUAUGACGUGUGGGAGACCUCCAGCGAGCUCUAUCUUAUUCUUGAGUACGUAGAGGGUGGCGAGCUCUUCGAUUAUCUGUGCAACAAGGGGCGGCUAUCCACCUUCGAAGCAUUGGGCUACUUCCAGCAAAUCAUCUCCGCAAUCGACUAUUGUCAUCGACUCAACAUUGCGCAUAGAGAUCUCAAGCCUGAGAACCUUCUCAUGGACCAAAACAAGAACAUCAAGGUCGCAGACUUUGGUAUGGCUGGUUGGCAGGCUAGGUCCAAAAAUGGUUUACUUCAGACGGCAUGUGGAAGCCCUCAUUAUGCGGCCCCGGAAGUCAUCAUGGGGAAGGAGUACAAUGGACGCGCUUCUGAUAUCUGGUCUUGUGGCGUGAUUCUAUUUGCCUUGCUUGUGGGACGCCUUCCGUUCGAUGAUGAGGACCUACCAACACUGCUAGAUAAAGUCAAGUCGGGAAAGUUUGAUAUGCCAGCCGGGAUCGAUCUCUUGGCCAAGGAUCUUAUCACAAAGAUGCUGCAGAAGGACGUUGUGAAACGUAUCACGAUCCCUGAAAUUCUCACUCACCCAUUCUACCUUUCCCAAAAGCCAAAGUCUGUCGACGCGAGCACGCCGAGGCUUAAUGAUAUAGCAAGACCUCUCUCUGACCUUGAAGACAUUGACCAAGAUAUUCUCUCGAACCUCCGCACGCUUUGGCACGAUACAUCCGAGGAAGACAUCAAAACUAGCCUCAAGAGCUCCGAGCCAAACUGGCAAAAAGGCGUUUACCGACUGCUCACCAAUUAUCGGGACAAACACUUGGAAAAUUACGACGAGGAAGAGGAGAUGGUGCAAAGAAAGACACGUAGGAAGAAAUCAAUUGGGAAUGACCCUCAGGGCAUGACUGGGACCACAUCCGAAACACCCCACCUGGCACGCGCGCCUUCAUUUCUUCCCCCUCGCGCAGCUCCUCCGACUCCACGUAGCGCAGCUGGUCGCACGCUUCCCCUGCACAGCGAUGACAGUGAUAGAGACUGCAUACAACUAGGCGUUCCUCGUAUAACUCUGUGUUCACCGACACCGCCACGUCCAGGGGCUGAUCUCCGCUCUCCUUUGUCAUCAUAUAUCACAUCUCUAACAUCGCCCUUAUCACCCACGGCUGGUUCUACAAAUUUGCCCGCGAUUGAAGUCCCGGAACUCAAGGAUGAUAAAAUGCAGCAUUUUUUCCGGCAAAUUGUGGAACAUCUUAAUGCUAUGGAGGCGCGCACUGCAGGCACACCCCAUCUUGAUCUUGGAAACACCUCAGUUCUACCCACACCUGUCAAUAUCGAAUUCGACAAGCAUCGGAAAGGCAACGUUGUGCAGACCAGAGGCUAUUCGUCACCCCAGGAGAUCAUAUCCGGCGCGGAUAUAAGGCGCGAACGACGAAGCCAGUUCGGAGAGGCCGAUAAGGAGAAUAUAUCUCUCAGUGUCAGUGGACCCGGAAUCGUCAAGAAGUCAUCUCUGCGGAGCAACGAUGCUGACAGACGGCCUGCGCUCCGCGUGCAAAUCAUUGAGCCCCCGCUCAACAAGCUACGCAAGAAAGGCGGCAGUGACACCCCAGCCGCCGUCUCACCUGCGUUUUCUGACAGCUCAUUCACUCUUCCCGCGACGCCGCGGCGGCGUUGGCUUGAUAGUGUUUUCAAGUUCAAGCCAGUAACGUACCAGCUUCUGUCCACGCAUGACGGGUUCACAUCACGCGAGGAGUGCCGUCGAAUGCUGGUGAACAUGGGCGUCCGCGUAGUCCUCACGCAUGCGGAACAUUCAGGUGUGCUCAAGUGCAGAACAGACGAUACGAAGGAUCUAUCUGGAUUUCUGCCGGCACUGAAGUCAGUGCGGUUCCGCGUGGAGGUGCAGAGGCCGACGCCUGUGCAAAUCACUGCUGGAUAUCAGGUUGUACUACACUUGAUACAGGAAAGGGGCGCGUUAUCAAGCUUCCAGGCAAUUUACCAAAGGCUGAGAAGGAACUGGGAGUUGGACAUUCCACGAAUGCUGAUGACACCGAAUAGUCCACUUUUCAGCCCUACAGAAACCGAGAUGGGAGGGUACGAAUUUAGCGAGAGGUUAGUGUACGUUGAUUAG